Molecule: messenger RNA, 3310 nt
Organism: Acanthaster planci (crown-of-thorns starfish)
Lineage: Eukaryota; Metazoa; Echinodermata; Asteroidea; Valvatida; Acanthasteridae
Source: RefSeq, a predicted model, not a curated record
AUCGUAUCCCCGCAUCCUAAAUCGCCCUUUUUAACAUUUGGACAUGUUAAAAAAGGCGAUUAAGGCGGGUCCAGGUUACUCGGACUAAGCUAGGGUGUACAUGUAGUUUUGACAGGAUUUGAAUGUCAGCAAUGGUCAUGAUGGUACUAGGCCCAGGCCAGUCGGCCUAAUGUUAUACCAGGAUAUUCCGUCAACCAGGAAAAGAUAGUAUGGAAAAGCACUGGGUGGAGGACUUGUUCCCUCCAUUUUACACUUACACCUUGGACCAAGAUGAGAAUGUUGGGACAACCAGCCCAUCUCAUCAGGCGGAGGUUGAGGAGAAGGAUGACAAUGGAGAGGACCUGCAGCGGAUCCAGAGGCUGUAUGACAGGGUACGGAUCCAGCUGAAUCACAAGCACAAGGAAUCACGGCAGAAGUGCAUUCAGGUAGGAGAGCCUUUGGCAGAACACCUUCCACCACAAUCACCAAGCAGUGGGUGUGCCAAAACAUCCAAAGAGAAAAGGAAGACCCCUUCCAAGACGGAAGAGGAUGAGUGCCUCUGGACAGCUAAGGAGCUGCAGAUUCUUCGCACAGCGGCAGAGGCAGCGAAGCAGGAAAAUGCCCGCCUCAAUGCAGAGCUCAGCAUCACAGGCAAGCAGAAAGAGAAGCUCGCUCGCAGAUGUAAGCAGCAGUCAGCAGCCCUUGAAGCCAAGGAUGCAGAGCUCCUGGAGAGAAAGCAGGAGACGGAGAGGUUAUCCCUCUGCUGCCACCAUUUAGAGACAGAACUAGGGCACUCCAGAAUGACUGUGAAGUUUCUGGAAGAAGACAUUGGCGAGCUACGGGACAGCAAGCGCAGACUCAAGAAACAGCUGAAGGAUGCAGAGAGAGAGCUGAGUGAGCUGCGGCUAGAGCAAGCGAAGCUCCAGGACAAACUCCUGCAGGUCAAAAAGGGCAAUGCCCUGGAGAGCAUCGUGAGGGAGGACGGUAUCAGACUCGACUACGAGAGGCAGAUCAAGAGGUUGUAUGAGGAGUUAGAGGAAACCAGGACGAAACUGGAAAAGCAGAAGAAAGAAAACGGCACCAUGAGAAAAGCACUGGAUCACCUUAGAAUUCACUUUGCUAGCCUUCCCUCCAGCAACCUCCAGCAAUCUAAGUUACCAGAUGAGGGUACUGAACUUAGACAGCUGGAGCUGUUCUAGGUUUGGUCAUCACGAGAAGAAAAAAAAACAAGCACCAUUGCGUGCAAUCAAAUUUGAAUAUUUCAUACGUUCAGAAACAGCCAUUUUUGUAAACUACAGUAUUGUCAGAAAAGGUAUGAAGGGAGUUCCCAAAUCUUAGACUUUCGUAAACCAGAGACAUGUGCUUUAUGUACAGCUAUUUAUUUACGAUGAAAGAAACACCACAAAAUAAAGAAACACAUUCAACGGUCACUUCACUUUGUUCCGAUAAAGUGAUAGUUUCAAAUUUAUUUCCAUGAAAAAGUAACAGGCCCACUGAAGAAGUUGUUAGGGUGCAUUGAUAACAUACACAUUAAUUUGAAGAUAAGCCAUCAUGAUUUUCCUGUCUCUUGAGAAAAGAACGUAACUCAAGCUGUGCUGUAAGAUGUCUCAUUUGCAGUGCCUGAAUAAAUCCUGAGAACUUGAUAUGGGUAAUAUGAUCACAUUUUGUGACAUUAGAUGUAUUCAUUCCAAUGUAAAGUUCACCUACACUGCAAAAAAUAGAACAUUAAAAUGGAACGUUCUACUCUACGUUAAUAAGAAAUUAAUUAUCUCAUAGCUGAUUCAGGGAUUUAUUCAGGCAUGCUUUAACACAGUGUAUCACAUUCGUACAUUGUGCACUUACAGACAUUAAUUUCCAUUGUUUGUAUAUCACUCGACCAGUUUUUAGUACAAGUGGCUCACAUUACACUUUGCCACCAAGAGUUUAUCACCGAGAGGCAAGUCUGGCUAUGGAUUAUGGGAAAAUAAGCCAACAUUCAACAUUCCAAAGCUUGAAUAUUAAGUGCAGCAGCUUUGCUUAGAAACACUUGAUGUACAUGUAUGUAAGUUGAAAUUUGAGUUUCUUUGGAAAACAAGGUGAGUUUACUUAAAACAGUUGUAAUUUGGGCCAAGUAUGUAAAUGUUAGGUGCGAUUGACCGAUCGGCAUAAUCGCCUGGUCACUCUGCAUGAUCGACCGAUUCUGCAUGAAAUCUCCAGCUUAACUUCCCUUUUUGAAUCACUGUUUGACAACUGUGAAUAAGACAGAGCGAGCGAUUGGCCGAUGGUAGAAUUAUCAACAAAUCAAGCAGUAAGAUCAAGGGACUGCACAUAUACAGACUGAUUGCACCAAACAGAAACCAUGCAAGGGUGGAUAAUGAAUGGAAGGAUUGUACAGGAAGAUGGUAACCAUUUAAAAGGUUGAUCAAACGCUUAGUGACGACUGCAUUGUGAACCACUUGGACUGCCACAGAGGCAACCAGCUUCAAAUCUGUACAAUAAAUGCACUCAUUUCUGAUUUUGGUUUAUGUCAAAUUUGGUGAGAGUUAUUUUGUUUUUAAAUCUUAUUGUGAAACUUGCAUGAAAAAUUCGUGACGAGAUAUGUUCAUGAACAUUUACAUGUACGUUCAACUCCAUGGAAAUACUUGGAAAUAUAUCCUGCAUCAAAAUCUUAAACCAGUCUCUUUCAGGAUAAAUGUGUAUCCAUGCUGUGCAGUUCACCCAUCAGUUUUGUCACACAAUUCUAGCUCACUUGGUACAGGUAUUUACAAAAGCAGGCUGAACUUGGCUUUCUGGGAAGCAGGGCCUCUUCUCCCUGCAUGAAGAGCAGAUUGCACUGCCUGGCAGACCACUCUGUGAGAGCUCAAGCAAACAGACAUGCAUGUUCCUCUGGCCCAGUACUGACCUAGUCAAUUACCCUUGCAUGCCGAAAUACUGCAUUGCUACAUGUAAAUGGAUCAUUUCAUAAACUUCAGGUCCGUUUCAUAUUUUCUGUCACAAAUACACCUAACGUGUAAUUUGACAAGGGGAUAUGUCACUGAACUUGACUUCAAUGUAUUUUUACCUGUUUACAAUUUCUUAAUCCCUCUUUGGAAAUGGAAAUUGGAAAUAAAGAAUGUGCUCUCAACUUUAAUAUAAAAUCAGUUGACAGAUGUACAUGUAACAGGGACAGGAAAGGAAUUUAGUGGACCUCAAAUUUACAGAAUGACCCAAAUGCAUCUUGAGCCAAGACUGGAACUCAUGACAUCAACAUGCGUGGGCUGGUUUACAUGUAUGCAUAUUGUAUGGUGUCUGCUUCAUUCACAGCCAGUGACAAACACACGCAGAGAGGCUUGGUUGACAAUAACGGAAAGAA